This is a messenger RNA of Leopardus geoffroyi (Geoffroy's cat), 7748 nucleotides long. RefSeq names its product cytoskeleton associated protein 5 (gene CKAP5). Bases 148 to 6036 code for a protein of 1962 amino acids. The record is from RefSeq and is a predicted model, not a curated record. The transcript is spliced from 44 exons. Gene Ontology annotation, cellular component: centrosome; spindle pole; microtubule plus-end. Gene Ontology annotation, biological process: microtubule polymerization; mitotic spindle organization; establishment or maintenance of microtubule cytoskeleton polarity. NCBI's taxonomy places the organism in Eukaryota, Metazoa, Chordata, Mammalia, Carnivora, Felidae. Gene Ontology annotation, molecular function: microtubule plus-end binding; microtubule plus end polymerase activity.
AUGGGCGGUCCGCCGAGGACCAAUAAACAACGAGGACACUGCGGGGUGUGCGGCGGCCCAAGCGGUUUCAAACGGCUUAGAGCAGGCCCCUCGGUUCUGACCCGGCGGAGGAAUUACUCUUAAUUCUGAGGAGAAACUGGAAGCACAAUGGGAGAUGACAGUGAGUGGAUGAAACUGCCGGUUGAUCAGAAAUGUGAACACAAGCUCUGGAAAGCAAGGUUAAGUGGAUAUGAAGAAGCCCUGAAGAUCUUCCAGAAAAUAAAGGAUGAAAAGAGCCCAGAAUGGUCCAAAUUUUUAGGACUGAUCAAAAAAUUUGUGACUGAUUCCAAUGCAGUGGUUCAGCUGAAAGGGUUAGAAGCUGCACUUGUGUAUGUUGAAAAUGCCCAUGUAGCAGGAAAAACCACAGGAGAAGUUGUGUCAGGUGUCGUAAGUAAAGUGUUCAACCAGCCCAAAGCCAAAGCCAAGGAGCUAGGCAUUGAGAUUUGUCUGAUGUACAUAGAGAUUGAGAAAGGAGAGGCUGUGCAAGAAGAGCUCCUAAAAGGCCUGGACAACAAGAACCCCAAGAUUGUAGUGGCCUGCAUAGAGACACUGAGGAAAGCCUUAAGUGAAUUUGGUUCCAAAAUCAUCUUGCUUAAGCCAAUUAUCAAAGUGUUGCCAAAACUCUUUGAGUCUCGAGAAAAGGCUGUUCGAGAUGAAGCAAAACUAAUUGCUGUGGAGAUUUACAGAUGGAUUCGGGACGCUCUGAGACCCCCAUUACAAAAUAUAAACUCUGUCCAGUUGAAAGAACUAGAAGAAGAAUGGGUCAAAUUGCCAACAGGUGCUCCUAAACCAAGUCGAUUUCUGCGUUCCCAGCAAGAACUAGAAGCGAAAUUGGAACAGCAACAGUCUGCUGGUGGCGAUGCUGAGGGAGGUGGUGAUGAUGGUGAUGAGGUGCCACAGAUAGAUGCUUAUGAGCUAUUGGAGGCAGUAGAAAUUCUUUCCAAACUUCCCAAAGACUUUUAUGACAAAAUUGAGGCAAAAAAAUGGCAAGAAAGAAAAGAAGCCCUGGAGGCUGUAGAAGUACUAGUGAAAAACCCCAAACUGGAAGCAGGCGAUUAUGCAGAUUUAGUAAAAGCAUUAAAGAAGGUUGUUGGAAAGGACACCAAUGUCAUGUUGGUGGCUUUGGCAGCAAAAUGUCUUACUGGCCUAGCUGUUGGACUAAGGAAGAAAUUUGGACAAUAUGCAGGACAUGUUGUGCCAACCAUUUUGGAAAAAUUCAAAGAGAAGAAGCCUCAGGUGGUGCAAGCCCUGCAGGAGGCAAUUGAUGCAAUCUUCCUUACUACCACACUACAGAACAUCAGUGAGGAUGUUUUAGCAGUAAUGGAUAAUAAAAAUCCAACCAUCAAGCAGCAGACAUCUCUUUUCAUUGCCAGAAGCUUCCGCCACUGCACUGCUUCUACACUCCCAAAGAGCUUGCUAAAGCCCUUUUGUGCUGCUCUACUUAAGCACAUCAAUGAUUCUGCUCCUGAAGUCAGAGAUGCUGCAUUUGAAGCACUGGGCACUGCUUUGAAAGUGGUGGGUGAGAAAGCAGUAAAUCCAUUCUUAGCUGAUGUGGACAAACUCAAGCUUGAUAAGAUCAAAGAAUGUUCAGAAAAAGUAGAGCUGGUACAUGGUAAGAAAGCUGGACUUGCAGCAGACAAGAAGGAAUUCAAGCCUGCUCCUGGAAGGACUGCUGCCUCAGGGGCUGCAGGAGAUAAGGACACAAAGGACAUUUCAGCACCCAAACCAGGACCCUCAAAAAAGGCACCUGCUACUAAGGCUGGUGGGCCACCUAAGAAGGGGAAGCCAGCUGUGUCAGGAGGUGCAGGGGGCACUGGAACCAAGAAUAAGAAAGGACUGGAAACCAAAGAAAUCGUGGAGCCUGAGCUUUCGAUAGAAGUAUGUGAAGAAAAAGCUUCAGCUGUCCUUCCUGCUACCUGUAUACAGCUUCUAGACAGCAGUAACUGGAAGGAAAGGCUGGCUUGUAUGGAGGAGUUCCAGAAGGCUGUUGAACUAAUGGAUCGAACUGAAAUGCCAUGCCAGGCAUUAGUGAGGAUGCUGGCCAAGAAACCUGGAUGGAAGGAAACCAAUUUUCAGGUGAUGCAGAUGAAGCUUCACAUAGUUGCUUUGAUUGCCCAGAAAGGGAAUUUUUCCAAAACUUCAGCUCAGAUUGUCUUGGAUGGCCUUGUGGACAAGAUUGGAGACGUAAAGUGUGGGAACAAUGCAAAAGAAGCUAUGACAGCAAUAGCCGAAGCUUGCAUGUUACCGUGGACAGCUGAACAGGUUAUGUCAAUGGCUUUCUCACAGAAGAAUCCCAAGAAUCAAUCAGAAACUCUGAAUUGGCUAUCAAAUGCAAUAAAAGAAUUUGGUUUUUCUGGGCUGAAUGUGAAAGCUUUCAUUAGCAAUGUGAAGACAGCUCUUGCUGCAACAAACCCAGCUGUGAGGACUUCCGCCAUCACCCUACUUGGUGUGAUGUAUCUGUAUGUUGGCCCCUCUUUGCGAAUGUUCUUUGAAGAUGAGAAGCCUGCCCUCCUAUCCCAGAUAGAUGCAGAAUUUGAGAAGAUGCAGGGACAGAGCCCACCUGCUCCAACCAGAGGGAUUUCCAAACACAGCAUAAGUGGUACAGAUGAAGGAGAAGAUGGAGAUGAACCAGAUGAGGGGGGCAAUGAUGUUGUGGAUCUUUUGCCGAGGACAGAAAUCAGUGAUAAAAUCACCUCAGAGUUGGUGUCUAAGAUUGGUGACAAGAAUUGGAAGAUCAGGAAAGAAGGUCUAGAUGAAGUGGCAGGUAUUAUCAAUGAAGCCAAAUUUAUCCAACCGAAUAUAGGUGAACUGCCAACUGCCUUGAAGGGUCGACUCAAUGAUUCAAAUAAAAUCUUGGUGCAGCAAACAUUGAAUAUCCUCCAGCAGCUGGCCGUAGCAAUGGGCCCAAAUAUCAAGCAACAUGUGAAGAACUUAGGCAUCCCUAUCAUCACAGUCCUUGGAGACAGCAAGAACAAUGUUCGGGCGGCUGCCCUAGCGACUGUGAAUGCUUGGGCAGAACAGACAGGCAUGAAGGAAUGGCUGGAGGGAGAAGAUCUUUCUGAAGAACUCAAAAAGGAAAAUCCUUUCUUGAGGCAAGAGCUUCUGGGCUGGUUGGCUGAGAAACUGCCGAGUCUUCGUUCCACCCCCACUGACCUCAUCCUUUGUGUUCCUCAUCUCUACUCCUGCCUGGAGGACCGUAAUGGAGAUGUGCGGAAGAAGGCCCAAGAUGCCUUGCCAUUCUUCAUGAUGCACUUGGGAUAUGAGAAAAUGGCCAAGGCCACUGGGAAACUAAAGCCAACUUCUAAAGAUCAGGUACUGGCCAUGCUAGAGAAAGCCAAAGCUAACAUGCCAGCCAAGCCUGCUGCAUCUGCUAAAGCAGCUUCCAAACCGAUGGGAGGGUCAGCUCCAGCCAAAUUCCAGCCAGCUUCAGCACCUGUUGAAGAUUCUGUUUCCAGCACUGUAGAACCCAAGCCUGAUCCAAAAAAGGCCAAAGCUCUAGGAGUUUCUUCUAAGGCAAAGAGUGCACAAGGAAAGAAAGUGCCCAGCAAAACCAGCUUAAAGGAAGAUGAAGACAAAUCUGGUCCUAUCUUCAUUGUUGUUCCAAAUGGAAAGGAGCAAAGAAUGAAAGAUGAAAAAGGAUUAAAGGUGCUGAAGUGGAAUUUUACUACUCCACGGGAUGAAUACAUUGAGCAACUAAAGACUCAGAUGUCUAGCUGUGUGGCUAAGUGGCUACAAGAUGAGAUGUUUCACUCAGACUUUCAGCAUCAUAACAAAGCCCUUGCUGUCAUGGUUGAUCACUUGGAGAGUGAAAAAGAGGGUGUAAUUGGUUGCCUGGAUCUCAUCUUAAAGUGGCUUACCCUGCGGUUUUUUGACACCAAUACAAGCGUCCUAAUGAAAGCCCUAGAAUAUUUAAAAUUGCUCUUCACACUGCUAAGUGAGGAGGAAUAUCAUCUGACUGAGAACGAAGCAUCUUCCUUCAUCCCUUAUCUCAUCCUCAAGGUUGGAGAACCAAAGGAUGUCAUUCGUAAAGAUGUCCGUGCCAUCCUGAACCGGAUGUGCCUUGUCUACCCAGCCAGCAAGAUGUUCCCCUUCAUCAUGGAAGGAACCAAAUCCAAAAACUCUAAGCAAAGAGCAGAGUGCCUGGAAGAACUGGGGUGUCUGGUCGAGUCCUAUGGCAUGAAUGUUUGCCAACCAACCCCAGGGAAAGCCUUAAAGGAGAUAGCAAUUCACAUCGGAGACCGUGACAACGCUGUGCGCAAUGCUGCCCUCAAUACCAUCGUCACCGUGUACAAUGUACACGGGGAUCAGGUGUUCAAACUGAUUGGAACUCUUUCUGAAAAGGAUAUGAGCAUGCUCGAGGAGAGGAUUAAGCGGUCAGCAAAGAGGCCUUCUGCUGCACCAAUAAAACAGGUGGAAGAGAGACCUCAGCGCACACAGAGCAUAAACUCCAAUGCCAACAUGCUGCGCAAGGGACCAGCUGAGGACAUGUCCUCCAAACUCAAAAUUAUGUAUCGCACUUAUAGGAUCCAAGCCCGAAGCAUGAGUGGGCAUCCUGAGGCAGCCCAGAUGGUUCGCCGAGAAUUCCAGCUGGAUCUAGAUGAGAUUGAGAAUGACAAUGGUACAGUUCGAUGUGAAAUGCCAGAGCUUGUUCAGCACAAACUAGAUGACAUUUUUGAACCCGUCCUUAUUCCUGAACCCAAAAUCCGGGCUGUUUCUCCACACUUUGAUGACAUGCACAGUAAUACAGCAUCCACAAUCAAUUUCAUUAUCUCCCAAGUAGCCAGUGGUGACAUCAACACAAGCAUCCAAGCUCUGACACAGAUCGAUGAGGUCCUGAGACAGGAAGACAAAGCUGAAGCCAUGUCUGGCCAUAUUGAUCAGUUUCUGAUAGCCACGUUCAUGCAGCUAAGACUCAUCUACAACACACAUAUGGCAGAUGAGAAAUUGGAGAAAGAUGAGAUCAUCAAGCUUUAUAGCUGUAUCAUUGGCAACAUGAUUUCGCUGUUUCAGAUAGAAAGCCUUGCCCGGGAGGCCUCCACUGGAGUACUGAAAGACCUGAUGCAUGGCCUCAUCACCUUAAUGCUGGACUCUAGGAUUGAAGACCUAGAGGAAGGACAACAGGUGAUCCGCUCUGUGAACCUCUUGGUGGUGAAGGUUCUGGAGAAGUCAGACCAGACCAACAUCCUGAGUGCCCUACUUGUUUUGCUCCAAGACAGCCUGCUAGCAACAGCCAGUUCUCCCAAAUUCUCAGAGCUUGUUAUGAAGUGUCUCUGGAGAAUGGUUCGACUCUUGCCUGAUACCAUCAACAGCAUUAAUCUGGACAGAAUUCUUCUGGACAUACAUAUUUUCAUGAAGGUCUUCCCCAAAGAGAAACUGAAGCAAUGCAAAAGUGAAUUUCCCAUAAGGACCCUAAAGACGCUGCUGCACACUUUAUGCAAAUUAAAAGGGCCCAAGAUCCUAGACCACCUAACAAUGAUUGACAACAAGAACGAAUCUGAGCUGGAGGCCCACCUCUGCCGGAUGAUGAAGCACAGCAUGGACCAGACCGGGAGCAAGUCUGAUAAGGAAACAGAAAAGGGAGCAUCUCGAAUAGAUGAAAAAUCAUCAAAGGCCAAAGUGAAUGAUUUCUUGGCUGAGAUUUUUAAGAAGAUUGGCUCUAAAGAGAACACCAAAGAGGGCCUAGCAGAGUUAUAUGAAUAUAAGAAGAAAUAUUCAGAUGCCGAUAUUGAACCAUUUCUGAAAAAUUCCUCCCAGUUCUUCCAGAGCUAUGUUGAAAGAGGCCUUCGGGUGAUUGAGAUGGAGAGAGAAGGCAAAGGCCGUAUUCCCUCAUCAACAGAUCCUUGUCCAGACACCAGUGUCUCAGUGAGACCUUCCUUAAAAUUUGUCAUCUACUCCCCACCCCUUGAUCAAGCAAACCACGGUAUGUCCAUAUGUAGACAUUCUGCUUAUUACACUUCAAGAAAAAACAUCUUAAGGUCUUGGAGAGGCAUAAUUUAAGGUGUUGAGAAGAAGAGAAAAAUAAUUUCAGAGAAUAUAACUGAAGCUUCAGCCUAGCAAGAUUCUUACGUGGUGAGAGAGAACAUGACUGGAAUCUGAAAACCACAAAGGAUGGCUUCUCAGCCUUUUGGCUAAGAUCAGGUGUGAAAACCACAAAGGAACACGGUUUUUCGGGCAAAUUUGGGAAUGUUAGAGGAGGAGUUUCAAGGAACUCACAGAGAACUAGAUGCAGGACAAAUGUGAGAGCUCUACUCUGCAUGGUGACAGAGAUCUGUCUUUUGGUGUAAUAAGGCCCUUGACAGCUCUUUUCUAUAACUGACACCUUCAAGGUCUUCCUUUGUCUCUAGAUCCUGUGAGCAGUAAUUUGCAGAUACUUUGGCUUUUCCACUGUGGGGAAGUAAUGUUUCAGCUUAACAUUCAGAGAAGCUUUCGUUCCUAUCACUCAGCAAGUACUGUUGUGUGUGCCAGGCAGCAAACAGAAGCCUCUGCUAGAAUUUCACAUCCACCAGAGUAGGGCGCCCGGUGGCUCAGUCGUUAAGCAUCUGACUUGGCUCAGGUCUUGAUCUCACAGUUGGUGAGCUCGAGCCCGGCUUUGGGUAUAAACACGAGCCUCGAAUGAGCCCCACUUCUCUGUCUCAAAUACGUAAACUAACAAAUAAAUAAUAGAUAAUAAAUUAAUAAAUAAUCCACAAGGGUAGAGACAGACGCCGAACAAUUAACCUAGUAGAUACUGUGUUAUGUCGGGUGUUGGAAGUGGUAAGCGGACAUACCGUAGUUUGCUUGAUCGAGGCAGAGCCCCCUUUUCUCACUCCCAAAGUCCUCUCUGGUGACAUCCAACAUUUGAUACUUUGGGCCUGAACAGCACAUUUGCAACAUACGUGCGUGUCCCCACUGAUGCCUGAGCGGUUUUGUGUGGAAAGCAUUCACACGUCCCUCACCGCUCUCACGUCCUUCGUUCACUCUCCGUCAGAGCAUUCUCCUCACGUUUACAUUAGGGAUUCCUAUUUUCCUAGAGGAAUCUUGUGUGCGACUCUUGGGUUUACCGUAAAGAAGUUUGUCGUCCCAGGACCUUAUCUUUUUGGUUUAGAUAAUGCAUCUUGUAACGCAUUAUCUUCGGGUGUUUUAAAUGCCUGCAUUUUGUUAUUGUUCCUUCUCGGGAAUUUAAGAACUGUGACAGAUUUUUUUGGUUUCUCCCCCUCUCCUGCCAGAAUAUUGCUCUCCACUCUGGGAGAUGCUCCCGUUCCUGUCCCUUCUUUGGGUGUUUGUAGGACACCUCCGUUUCCGCCUCUUCCCCUUGAAUACACUGUAGCCUUCAGCUCCUGCUCUCUCCCCCAGUUUGAAUAAGCACUUUCUCCUGUGUGUCACCUCGUCCAGACCUCGUCUAAUCGUUGCCAACAUUUAAAAUCCUUAGGUUCCUCGGCUGGACACUUCCCGUAGCCCCAGCAGUGGCGUGGGCCUUUUGGAUGGCCCAGGUCGGCAUAGGGUCACAAGAUCCAACCCCUGCAUAUCCCAGAUGUAGAUGGCCGGCCCAACUGACAGUCUGCUCUUCUCUGUUGACUCCUGAAGCUCUCGCUCAGCUUAUCUUGUGUAUUUCAGAGCACCCUUUAUCACCAACUCCAGAUGGACUCUUCUGGAUUUUUCAGUCUUUAUAAUGGCGAUAUCUAGGUCCCAAAUCGUUCCCUGUGGUGGCAGAUCAACCAGGCCAGUCUAGA